AUGCGGCGCGACCCUCCGCAUCCGAAUGACUGGACGUUGCAAGUGACAUGGGACGAGACUCCUGUGAUGCCUUCUUCGUCCAAGCCAUUGUCCUUCAUUGCUCGUGGUCCACUCAAGCGAGCACCUCCAGAACUUGCUUCGGACGACAGUUCCAGGAUAGAGCCUAUAUCUCUGCCAGUUCCGAAGUACCUGCCUACAGUCUCCAAGAAGACGAAGACGGCUAUACUUGAGGAGGAUCAAUUGGAAGCCUACAAGGACGAUUUGAUCUGGAUCCAGGGUCGGAAGUUCUCAUAUAAUUACAAGGGGGAACUUGAACAACUCGAUUGGGAAUACCGCCGCGGUCCCCAGCGAAUGCAAGCUGGGAAGAUUCCUGUCCCGAAUCUUUCAAAGAAGACGCACGGACGGAGUGUACCCACAAAAGCAAUGGGCGUGAGGCUGGGUAGGACAUACACAUGCGAAGUUGAAAGCUGCCGCAAAGUGUUUAAACGUUCUUACCAUCUGGAGCGGCAUAUUCAAUCCGUACAUACUCACGAGAAGCCCUUUAAAUGUCGAUAUCGUUUCUGUCAGAAGCCAUUUUCUCGGGAGGACAAUAUGUUGCAGCACCUGAGGAAACAUAAGCCUGUCCAGACCCACUUCGACUGCUCGACGAACUACGCGGGAGAAGAAAUGGCGAACAAAAAACUCUUCAAGGCGUAUGCCAAAGUCGCAGUUGCCGCUGCCAGCCGCGCGAGGGUGCGCACCUGCGAACGAGCAGAACACGACUGCAUUGUCUUGGAUAUGUCGGAUCAGGAGGACACCGCCACUGCUCCCGCUACAACACCGUCUGACGAAGUUGAGACGACCGCCUCUGGGGAAGCUCCACCGGUCGAGCCCCUUCCCUUAUCUGCUAGAGGGUCGGCAGCUGGUCAGGUCGAACCUCCGCAAUCGCAUCAGAUCGCACCACGGGCUUCAGUUAGUACAUCAUCGAACGCUGCACUGAUUUCUCUCGACAAUAUCAUCUUCGAGUCAGGAUCGGGACGAGAUCCUUCAGUGAAGCUUAGGUGGGGCUGA
Messenger RNA from Sparassis crispa, 1050 nucleotides. RefSeq lists its product as hypothetical. Gene Ontology annotation, molecular function: RNA polymerase II cis-regulatory region sequence-specific DNA binding; DNA-binding transcription factor activity, RNA polymerase II-specific. Gene Ontology annotation, cellular component: transcription regulator complex; PcG protein complex. NCBI's taxonomy places the organism in Eukaryota, Fungi, Basidiomycota, Agaricomycetes, Polyporales, Sparassidaceae. The record is from RefSeq and is a predicted model, not a curated record. Gene Ontology annotation, biological process: regulation of transcription by RNA polymerase II. The transcript is spliced from 3 exons. Bases 1 to 1050 code for a protein of 349 amino acids.